Lucilia cuprina (Australian sheep blowfly) is the source of this 1045-nucleotide messenger RNA. RefSeq names its product insulin-like growth factor-binding protein complex acid labile subunit. The transcript has 2 exons. The record is from RefSeq and is a predicted model, not a curated record. NCBI's taxonomy places the organism in Eukaryota, Metazoa, Arthropoda, Insecta, Diptera, Calliphoridae. Gene Ontology annotation, molecular function: protein binding. The coding region runs from base 137 to 1045 and encodes 302 amino acids.
UAACUGAAUUAAUAAAAUGUUGAAAGAGUAAAAGAAGAACUAAAGUAAAUCCAGCAAAACAGCAACAUUAAAAAAGCAAAAAAAGACAAAACGAUCCAACAAUAAGUUUACAAUCAAUUUCUGCAGCAAAAAAAAUAUGUUCCUUAAAUAUUAUUUUUUAAUUUUACUGAUUUGUGUACUACGUAACAUUGCUCCUGUCGCCAGCAAUGCUUUGCGACCCGGUUCUGGUCUAUCUUUAUCGUUGCACAAUUGCAACAAAGAUAAGUUGUUUCAAUUUCCGGAUUUCAAUGCCAUCACAGACUUAAAUGUUCAUCAUUGCUAUAUACCCACCUUGGAGAAUGCAUUUUUCAUACGCUUCACUGCCCUUACCAAUUUGGAAAUCACCGACAGUCAACUGUCGUUUUUGGAAGAUUAUGCUUUUCAUGGUUUAAAACAUUUGCGUUCAUUAUCGUUGGCUCAUAAUAAUUUAACUCAUGUUAAAUCAUGGUCGAACGAACAAAUGUCCUCUUUAAUAAGUUUGGAUUUGAAACGCAACGCCAUAAGGGAACUUACAUUAAAGAGUUUCUCGCGUUAUCCCAAUUUACAGCGUUUAAAUCUGUUGGGUAAUCUUUUGGAAGACAUCGAUGAUGGUAUAUUUCGUUGGAUGCCACAUUUAAAAUAUUUAAAUUUGGGUAGAAAUCGUUUAAUUGCUUUAGAGAAUCGUAACUUUCAUGGCAUGCAUCGUCUGUCGUAUUUGGCUUUGCAUUUUAAUGCCAUCGAAGAUAUUGAGGAUGAAUCGUUUGGCACAAACUCUCACUUGAGGACAUUACGUUUGGAGGGGAAUAAAUUAACGAAUUUGGAUUUUUUGAAAGUUAAAAGUUUAACGCGUUUGCAGCAUUUGAAUUUGUCAUUCAAUGAGUUGGCAACACUGGAUGACAUGACCUUUUCAAAGGAUUUUGAAAUUGUUGAUUUGGAUUUGUCCUAUAACCGUUUAAUGGAAAUACAAGAGGAUGUUUUCCUGGGCUUGGAAGCUUUGGUGUGCAAACAGCAACAAUUGAAAGUGUAA